CAAGCUCUCGUCGACGAGUACUACGCCGUACCUGUCAAGGAACAGGUACACACGGCUGCGACAGGGCUUUCGUACGUGUGCUCCAGUAGGAGGCGGCAAAGUGGUUGCGCGUAGAAGUAAGGAAGGGGCCGGUCAGAUAUAAGAUGUAGGUAGCGAUGAGCCUGAAGAGACACCCGAACAUCAUCGACAGUUGCGAUGCCACACUCAUCUACAUGUCUACUCACUCUUGUUGUACCUUCAUCGUCUCUCUUUAGUUUGAAAGGCCGGUCGCUCUGCUUGUCCUCUCUCGACGUCUCGCUGGGCAACGGGAUGCCCAUGAAUGACUUCGGCUGUCUUCAGCCGUGUUCGAGCACUGCCAAAGGUUGCCGCUGGCUUUGACUGGAUCGUUGUCCUUGGCAUAUGUCUCGCCGAAUACAAAAUGUAGACAGCCAUAGAUCUGAGAGACAUGUCACCUCUCCAAGCUCCUUUGGCAGGGGUGUUGGACAUGAUUGGAUGUCGACUCGAUGCCGGAAUUGGUGGUGAACGCAUAAUCACCUUUGGGGUCGAGGAUCUUGUGCAAUGCUCACACACCCAUCUUCCUGAUGCCGGGCUUGUCGACCACUUGGACGAUCGUCUUCAUUUCCUCCCGCUUCUGCCUCUCCUUCAGCUUCGCGGUCACCGUCUCGUAGUAGUCGAGAAUGUGGCGCUUGAACUGCUCUGCAUCCAUGAGCUUGUCGCCGACAACGCGCUCGGCGUUGACUCCUCCUGCAGCUCCUCCAGCUUAUCUCGGGUGACAUAGCUGAGUGGGGCCGGCUUGGCGGAUGGCACUGAGGUGGGGGCCGGUGUGGCGGCCGCGGCAGCAGCAGCAGGGCUGCACGAGGGGAACGAGGUGGACGCCAUAAGGAUGAAGUACACGGAAGAUGCUGCGCGAAAGGCACACAGAAGGGCCAUCGGUGUCAUGCAGAUGCACAGGCCCAUCGUCAUGCGAGUGUCUCCGUGUCUCGCCUUGUCAGCAGGGAUGUGCCCGACGUAUCAUGGGGCCGCCGGGUCGUCAGGCAAACGAGGCAAGACCUGAGAGCACAGCACAGAGGCAAGAGGUCUCAAGAGGUCCCAUGCAGUGCACAUGCAUCAUCCUCUCCACCCCAGUGUGCACACACGCGCUUACCGAGGACAGCUGAAACACUCAGCAGCGCCCCUCUCCCCUACAAAGUCGCCUCUCACGCCGACUGACGCGCAGUUGACACGGUCUCUCGCCUACGGCGCCAGGUCAGUGAAGCAACCCCGCCGUCACUCCCAGCCGACCGCGAGAAGUGACUCUCUCGAACGACCGGCGCGUUGGGGUCGGUUCCGGCGCCAUACUUUCAAAAGACGAAGCACAACGGAUAUAAAAUGCAGGCAACGUGUGUGUGUGUGUGUGUGUCUGUUGCCGAGCGUGGCGUGCAGCUCCAUCAGGUGGACGUCCUCUUCGUUCGACCACUGACCACACAAUACAUUGAAUACAAUACACACCACACCCACACAGGCAACCAGUCGGACAUCAGAAGACAAAAAGGGAGGGAGGGUGGAUGGAGGGAUGUGCUUCUUCUCGCUGGCUGCCGCACCUGUUCCUGCAUGGCAGCUUCCUUCUCCGCCACGGGUAGCUCCUUGAAGGCCUUCAUUGCCUCCAGCUGCGUAGAGUAGUCAGCACCACCCACCUCUCCUCGGAACAAUCUGCUUUUGGAUCUCGCUUUGCUAUUGCUGUCCUUGAAGUGAUGCACGAGCUCCUGCCGGCCCUCCAGUGGCCGACGGUCGAUCCCGACCCGACAAAGGACACGUCGACCCUGCCCUGGCACGUGCCGGCGACCAUCGACUUGAUGAGCGGCUCUAGGUGGAGAUUGGAGUCGGGCUUCUGGCCGUACACAUCUGGUAUGGUGCGCCUCAGGGUCCUCUCCGUCGCGGGGAGAGUGCUAAGAUAGACUCGCGAGAGAGUGGCCAUCGUGCCCAUGGUGCGAAGAUGCGCUCGAAAGAGACAGACACCUCCCUGGAUGGAUGAGAGCGACUCUGCCUCAGGAAUGAGGUCGUCCUGCAUCCGAUACCGGCCGGUGCGAGCGGCCGACCACACCAGGCCCUCGGCGAAGAAGGUUUGCUGCACUCCAGCCGUGUAAACGUCGCCCUCGAGCGACACGGGGUCGAUCAGCUCCAGGCUCCUCUUUCCCUCAGCAUGGCACCCCAGCAGACAGACCGAGAAACGAUACAGCAGCUUCUUGUCGUCCUUGCUCAGGAGGUAGGGGUCUUGUGUGUGGACGGAGACAGACAGCUUGACCUCGUGCUUGGGAUAGGCGUACAGCCUGUAGAUUAUGUCAUCAAAUACGCCCACAUUGAGUGCGCGGCGUUCAUACCAUCUGUGUCUCUCUAUCUCUUUGCCUACCGUGACGCGGCCGGCGUCUUCUCUGCUGCCGUCAUCGCCGGAGAGGUCCUUCAUCUUCAGCCUAUGCGCAGCACAGCUGAAUGAGACGCACCGAGACAGAGAGGGACGUGGUUGGCCUGACAUCUCUCCUUACGUGUGGAAGUGCAUUGGCCAGUCUGUGACAGUCGAUGAAGAAAGAGAAGCCCAACGGAUAUAAAAUGUAGCCAACGAUAGGCCCCCCUCUGCCCCUGCUGCGGCUGGCGGGAGGUGGGCGCGGAAAAGGCCCGUGCGGGGCGCAGCAGGGGGGUGGGGCGAUGGGAUGACUGGGGCAGGGGGAGGUGAGGGCACGCUGUGCCCUCCCUCCGGCUCUUCUUCAUCCUCCCCGCCGGUGAAGAAGAUUACGAACACCUGGCCCUUGUACUCGCCGUCCUGGAAGACGACGGACACCGAGUCGUCAGCCUCGCUAUACUUCCACCUGCCGCCCACGACCGUGCACGAGUCGCGAAAGCACUUGCUGACUGGCUCCCAGUCGUCUAAGGCCCACUCCGCCCACGAGAAAUCGGUGCUGCCCUUGUAGACGGAGAUGCUCCUCAGCUCUCUGGACAGCUGCUCGCAGUGCGCUUUGCCGAGGAGGGAGAGGCUCUGCUCAGCCGUCGACACCAGGUCGUAGGCCGCAUCAUCCAUCUCACUCAUGCGCUUCUCAAACCCGGCCUCAUCCACGCCUCAUGGAAUGCGCGAAAGUCUUUCCAGCCUGAAGGGCAGGACACACACACAGCGAGACGAUUCAUGCGUGUGACAGUGUGUAGGUGUGAGUUUUAUGGCUGCCGCCGUACCAUUGACGAAGCUCUUGACUUGACGGACCAGCUGUGCCGCCCGAGCAGGGCCCUGCCACACCGCCAGUGCCUCGCGGACGCUCACAGGGCUGGUGGACUCGGGAAAGGCGAUGGCCGGGGACAGUGCAUACCUGACGAUGGAUGGGAUGGAUGGGAGGCAAGGCAGUGGUUGGGUGACGGCUUGUGCGCAUUCUGUGUUGCGUUUUGGUGUCGUGUGGUGGCGUCAUUACUGUCUGAGGUCCAUUGCGAUCAUCUUGCCCUCCUGUCGGACACACACAGACACCAGACGACACACAAAUGGAUGGCUAGGCUUGCUGAGCUGGGGUGCUGUGGAUCGUCUGCGGCAUACCUUGAUCCACUUCUUGAACCAGAGGUCAAUCUGCUCCAGGGAUGCCUCCAGCACGUCGGUGCCGCAACGAGCGAAGUCCAACUCUGACGACGCGGACAUGGGAAGGGCAGCCAAGACACAAAUGCACUCACUCAGUGUAGUCGUGUAGGCGUGUGUGUGUGUGUGUCGUGUUGGGAUCCAUCUCACCGUUCUUGAUGACGUCGACGGAGUCGUGUGUUGGGAAGUUGUUGAGGAUCUUGUCGACGGCGUCGCCAAGUUUGCUGAGCGACUGGAGCUUCUCGCGGUUGGCGGUGAUGAAGUUGAAGACGUCUCGGUAGGUCACCAGCAGCAGAUACGUCGAGUCACCUGGACGCACCGACACACAAAGGAAGACAGAGUCACUGACGUGUUGGUCGAUCGGUCACUGUGUGCAUUCUUACGUGCGCGGCGGCAGGUGACCGGGGUGAGCUGUUCUGGAGGCUCGCCGCAGGGCUCGGAAGCCGCCUUCAACUCGGUGAGCUCGCGCAUCUGUUUGGCGGUGUCGAGCAUCUCCUUCUUGAGGGACUCUGUCAGAGAGGCAGACAGGAGAAAGGCAGACAGGUGAGUAAGGCGGUCGCCCCAAUAGCUGCGCGUGAGUGUAUCCCUCACUGAUGGACGUGACGCACGUGUCGACCUCCUUGGCUGCAGGAAGGGACCACAAACGACAGAGGGAGAGAGGGUGGUGGCUGUGCUGUGCAGACCCACGGAUGUGGCGUGUGUGUGUGUGUGCUGUAAGUGCCUUACCGAGCGCCUGCUCAAGAGCAGACAGUUCCUGUUUGCCGGUGAACCUGCACACACACACGCAAACACACACGAACACACACGUCCAUCCACACCCCACCAGCAUGAUGCAUGCGCCACCCCUCCCUCUCUCUCUCUCUCUCUCUCUCUCUUACCUCUUUGCGUCGAUGGCAGAUGCCUUCCACGUGUCAGUCUGUCCCUCCUGCUGGUUGAGCACUCGCCCAGCCGCUCGGUCAUCUUUCUGAUAUUGUCCAUCCACAAGAAGAAGACGGCGCCUGUGAGCACCGACUCGCUUCGUGUAAAGCUGUUGGAUCCCGAAUGUGAACACCUGUGAGGAAACAAACCUGACAACCUGACAACAAAUCGGAAGAGUACACUUGUCGGUGUUUGAAAAUGGACUGCUUCUCCCGCUGAUUUGGGUUCAGGAGCCCCCCGAUCUUCCCCCGCCUCUUGUCGGUGUGGUGAACGGGAAAGACGCCGUUGGGGGAAAUCGUAGGGGCCCUGUAGACACAACCAAGAGACACACAAACACACACGUAAUGACAUGAGAAGACGGAGCGGUCUCAGCGUCUCUUCUCAUGUACGUCAAGAACAAACUCAUGGUCGGCGAUCACGUCGUUCUCCGCCAAAUGAAUGUCGGUCCAUUCUGCGGCGUCCGUGAUCGUCGAUCAUGUCUCUGACUUUGGCGGAUACUGGAAGGAAGGAAGAAGGACAGGGAUAUAAAAUGCAGACAGCGAUACUCUGUAGCUACAGCGAACAGUAUGAACGACAAUAAGGAUGACCCAAAGUGUCUCAAUUUCCUUAUUGUUACCGAUUCCUGGUCAGUCUUGAACAUCCAUGUGUACCCUCGUCGUCUCUUCACCAUGCCACUGCAGCCGUCAUGUCAGCCAUCUCGGCCUCAUCGAAGACCGGCACCUCCGUCUCGAGCAACGUCUGUCCCUUCUCCAGCAGAUCAAUACACGACACCAACAGACUGACCACGAUGGCCUCCGCCGAUCGCAU
Vitrella brassicaformis is the source of this 5308-nucleotide messenger RNA. The record is from the annotation of a GenBank genome assembly. Lineage: Eukaryota; Vitrellaceae.